Messenger RNA from Dovyalis caffra, 183 nucleotides. The record is from the annotation of a GenBank genome assembly. NCBI's taxonomy places the organism in Eukaryota, Viridiplantae, Streptophyta, Magnoliopsida, Malpighiales, Salicaceae.
CCUCCAUCUCCACCUUCCUCUUUCUCACCCGAAACUCACCAACACAACCCACGAACUCCUCACAAUAGCCUCACAACAACUCCCUUUCCUUUGUUCCGAUCAAUCGCCCCAAGCACCAGCUGCUCCCUCAUUACCCGACCAACCAGCUCACACAACGACGAUAACGUGCAGCAUCGUGCGUAA